UUCUUACAGAAUCAAAAUCAUUUUUAGAAGAUCACAAAACACUUCUUCCAAAAAAAACCUUGGUUCGUAAUGGGGAAUUUCAUAUCAAGCAAGUCAUCAGAUGCGCCAGCGAAAGUAGUAUUGCCGGACGGAACAGUUCAUGAAUUCAACCAGCCUCUAACCGUUGCCGAGCUCAUGUUAGAUCAUCCACAACAAGUUGUAGUAGAAAUUGAAUCAAUCGAAUCCAAAAAAAGACCAAUUCCAUUGCCUGCUGAUAAAAAGCUAGAGAUGAAGAAAUUUUACUUAAUGUUACCUAUGCAACAAGGGAGAGCUUUCUCAACGGAUGACGCUCGCAGGAUACUUAUGAAGGUUAAACUAGAUCAGAGAUUGCCAAAAUUGUUUAACGCUGCCAAGAUUAUUGGUUUGUUUGCGAGAAUGUGUCAGUGUGGAACUGGACGUGAAACUAUCUUGCAGCGGAGAGAUAGCUUGCUUAAGGAAGAGUUAGAGAAGAGAAAGAAUGAUGGAAAUGAUUCAAAUGAUAAUAAAUUAGUACAACGAAUUCAGUUGGAAAUUUUCUGCGAAAGGCCGGCUUUUUUGGGCAAGCAAGUCUCGAUGGGCAAAGGAUGGACACCAAGUUUAGUUACCAUCGAAGAGAAGAUACCCGAAAAGAAGAUCCUUCGCCGACUGUUUCAUGUAUGAAAUAUAUGGUGAUCUAAGGCUUCAUAUGGAUCAAAUUAGUUCAAUCCAAAAUUUUGAAUCAUUUUUUCUUUCUUCAAAUCAUACUCAGAUCAUGUAUCAGUAACAUUAACAACCAAAAUAGAAAACCUUUUGUAUAUGGAGUUGAUAGAUAACGAAAAACAAAAAAAUGUGUGUACCGUACUAAUUGCAUACUGCAAUUUAAAUUUCACAAUUUGUAAAACAAAUCAAACUAAUAAUGUAGUAGAGCUGUUUGCGACUGA
Molecule: messenger RNA, 938 nt
Organism: Papaver somniferum (opium poppy)
Lineage: Eukaryota; Viridiplantae; Streptophyta; Magnoliopsida; Ranunculales; Papaveraceae
Exons: 1
Coding region: 70-678 (202 amino acids)
Source: RefSeq, a predicted model, not a curated record